UGUGUGUGUGUGUGUGUGUGUGUGUGUGUGUGUGUGUGUGUGUGUGUGUGUGUGUGUGAAGAACGAGGAAACAGAGUGAGCACUGAUCAAACCACAGAGACGUGCAGCAGUUAAACUGAAGUCACAAAGUCUCCGACCGGCCGCUGGACAACAGCCAACAAUGAGGUACACGUUCAAACCGGACGACUGCAUGGUCAUCACCAUCCCUCUCACUAGUGUCAGGAACGCAGCAGAGGGACAGCUCAUGCCUGACAAAUUCAGCUGCAGGUUCAAGGACACCUAUAAAGUGUAUCAGCGCGGCUGGCCCAAAGCACUCGGGGCAGCUCAGAUCGCCACUGCAGUCUUUAUCCUGUGUUUGGGAGGAAUCAAACUCAGCUUCAAUCCUCGUUCACUUUUUUCUUUUCUUUGUUUUGUCAUGAUUCCAAGCAUCCUGUUCUUUGUUUCUGGCAGUCUUGCGAUCGCCGCUGCACAAACUCCCUUAAUGCCCUUGAUGAAGGUGUCGUUUGUCUUCAACAUCAUUAGCCUCUGCUUGGGAAUUAGCUUGGCCAUUUUUGUAUGUGUGGACAUUAGUAUUACCCACUUUCAUGGUCCUCCUGAGUUUAUACAGGACAGAAUAGAAAUGGGAUUAAUCUGGAUAUUCUUAGUGUUGUUCCUCUUCGAGUUUCUCCUCUCUGUGAUCCUGAUCCACUGGGAGAGUAAAGCAUUGUGUCGAACUCAUUUCAACAGCCUGCCCAUGAUCACACUGAAGCAGGACAUGUGAGCUGUGAUGGACUUCAUAAGGCAAAUGUUUUAUGACUGUUAACCUCAGAUGAGUUUAGUUAUUAAACUAUUCCACUUACUUUUACUUGUUUCUUUGAGGAUCUGCUGGUUAAUAAGCCGUUGUGUUUGUAGGUUUAAAGUAAAACAUUGUAUAUCUGAAUUUAAGUGUAAAGUAAUAAAUGCUUAUAAACUUUAUGUAAUUUUAGAUUUUAUCCUUUCUAUCUUGCCCAUGUUUGUAUGGCUUGGCGAAUAAAACUGCACGUUGACUUCA
Molecule: messenger RNA, 1030 nt
Organism: Tachysurus fulvidraco (yellow catfish)
Lineage: Eukaryota; Metazoa; Chordata; Actinopteri; Siluriformes; Bagridae
Exons: 7
Coding region: 161-760 (199 amino acids)
Cellular component (GO): membrane
Source: RefSeq, a predicted model, not a curated record